Molecule: messenger RNA, 1569 nt
Organism: Cylindrotheca closterium
Lineage: Eukaryota; Bacillariophyta; Bacillariophyceae; Bacillariales; Bacillariaceae
Source: the annotation of a GenBank genome assembly
AUGCCCAUACCUUUCAACGAGAAGAACAGCGGACUCAAGGAUAAGGCAGAAGAAGCAUUGACAAGUAAAUCGUCAUCAGCAGCAAAACCAGCCUCUCCCAACAACAGCAUUGUGGAGACAUCCAACAUGGCAGGUUUGACACUAGCGCCUCGUCGACAAGGCGAAGUCCAAGAACACGAUUCAUUUGAGCACCGCGGUUUGCGACCAAAGCUUGUCGCUGCGACAUUGUCGCAAGUAGCUAUCCUUCCUAAAAAACACGUCGUAGGACAGAAUUCCGGCCACGGUGGUGGGGCUGGUUCAGAAUUCCCGAACAAGAAUGAUGCCACAUCGACUGUUUCGUCACAUCAUUCGAAACCCAAGCCUUAUCAGUACUCCACAUCAUUGCCGCCAGCGGGGCACUUGCAACCACAGACUUCAAGAUCGAAAUCAUCUUCUGUGUCACUGACACCACAACAAGCAUACAGAAAGCUGCCAUCAUCAUCAUUAUCAGCAGCAGCAGCAUCUUCAGUCACAAAACAUCAGCAACCAAACUUUGCAUCUCUCUUUGCGGCUGCCAGGAACAAUAAACUACAAGAACAACAACCGCAACAGCAACAACAGCAAGAAGAUACCAUGUCAGUAGAAAAGGUUCUCCCUGAUCAACAAGUCAAGUCGGCCAAGAAGGCUCGCAGGAAACGAACACCUCAGCAACAGCAACGGGGACAAACCUCGGGACGAUGGACCAAUCAAGAACACCAAGCCUUUUUGGAUGGCCUUCAAGAAUUUGGAAGGGAAUGGAAAAAGGUUGCCACUCGCAUUCCUACUCGGACGUCGGCUCAAAUCCGAUCUCAUGCGCAAAAGUACUUUUCCAAGUUGCAACGAGAACAAGAAACCAUUCAGAAUCUCUCUUCUCCUGCGGAUCAAGGCCUAAUGAUGAUGGAUCAUUCGUCCUCGCAAGAAGACCAACCGAAGCAACAGGCACAACCGCCACAUUCGAUUGCUCCCUCGGUUCAAAAGAACAUUGAGCGUCUCAUUGCCGAUCCCCAAGCUGUUCAACGAGAAGUCGAACAUACUCUUCGGGCUCUGCAAGAACGUUAUCGUCAGCUUCAGGCACAGUUGCAACAAAGGCAACAGCAACAGCAACCACAGAACUUGCUAGGUGGUCCGCGCAAACCAAUGCUAUUGCAACCUCCUCCUCCCGUUGUCGCAGCGGAAGAAGAAGAAGAAGAAGCCAGUUCCACUGGAUCUCGCAAACGUUCUUACCAAGACAUAGAAACAUCUACUGUUGCUUCUAGCCAGCAAGAGCAAGAGCAACAAAAACAAGAAGCUUCUUCUGAUGAUCAGUCCUCGGUCACCACCAACAUUUCCGCAUCGGUGGCUUCUUUGGACAAUGAAGAAUUGAUUGCCCUUCAUGUGCUUGGUGGAGCCUUGCCACGCAAUGAAUCCAAUACCAGCAUUGCUGACUUGUUUGCCGUGGCAUCGGUGUCGAGAAGACAAGACUCAUCUGCACCGGCCUCUCCUGCCUCUCCACAAAGCAAUGCCAUUGUGGAUGCUUCCAUGUCAUCGUCACCGAAGGACCACAAGAAGUAA